Messenger RNA from Penicillium subrubescens, 3786 nucleotides. RefSeq lists its product as uncharacterized. Gene Ontology annotation, cellular component: nucleus; cytoplasm. The transcript has a single exon. The coding region runs from base 1 to 3786 and encodes 1261 amino acids. Lineage: Eukaryota; Fungi; Ascomycota; Eurotiomycetes; Eurotiales; Aspergillaceae. Gene Ontology annotation, molecular function: protein binding. The record is from RefSeq and is a predicted model, not a curated record.
AUGUUCAACCUCUUCGGCAUGAGACCUGGUAAUGGGAGUCCAGGGGAGAUGCCGGCUGAGCCGCUUCCACCACUCCAAGCUGCGGUUGAUGCAGAUGCAGUGGAUACUGUACGUGAACUAGUGUCCACAGCAAAGCCUGCUGAUCUCACUGCGGCUCUGUGUCGAUCUUGCCAAUAUGGCAAAACAGCUGUUGCUCAGGCUCUGAUUGAAUCGGGUCGAUGCGAUCUCAAUGCAACCGUUGAUGGCGAUACACCUUUGUUCCUAGCUGCUAGGCGGCCUGAGCCUGCGAUUGUCAAAUUUUUGCUCCAACACGGCGCCGAUGCCACUAUCAAGUCUCUGAACAAAUCCAGGAGUCCAGCCGCUGCACAAAAGCCCCCAGCAUAUACUCCUCUUCAUGCAGUGGUGGACUUGCACCGCCGUCGAGGGGAGGUAGAUGUAUCUAGCCUUGAAGACCUUAUGCAGGUCUUGUUGGAUGCUGGGUGCGAUAUCAAUGCGCGUAACUUCCACGGUGAAACAGUGCUUUUAUCCUGUCUGCACCAAGAAGUGGCACUCGUGGAAUUUCUUCUACAGCGUGGCGCAGACCCUAAUGUCAUCAACGAAUCCGGCAACACUGCCUUGACAUAUUUUCAUAAACCUUUGCAAUACCCAGAAUGGUUCAAGGCUCUCAUGGAGCAUGGAACCCGUUUGGACAUCGGAGGGGACAGCGAAAGUGGGACUUGUUUACACGUCUUUGCAUCCAAGUGCCAACUUGGAGAUCUAUCCUUGUUCAAGCCUUACGUCUCGGAUUGGAAGCUCAUUGACGCCAAAGGCAACAGCAUUCUCCAUAUCGCCGCCAGAACGCAUCGCCAUGGGAGCGCAACUGUGAGUGAGCUUUUGAAGCUUGGCUUGGACGUGAACCAAAAGAACCACUCGGGCCAACAGCCAAUUCACAUGGUUCAAGGUUCAGGAGAGAAUCUGCGGGAUAUCCUUGACAUACUGUGUGCAGCUGGUGCAGACCUUGACGUAAAAGACUAUGACGGACGUACAGCGCUCACCGGGGCCAUGUACGGUAAUCCGCGAUAUAAUGCCCAUGAAUUGAUUCCAGAGCUUAUCAAACGUGGGGCCAACGUCAACGCGCGGGACCACAAAGGCAAUGGCGUUCUGUUCUACAUGAUUGAGCCAUAUAACUUUGGAUCUGAGAACGCGGAAUUCCUACUGGCACAAGGAGCGGAUCCGACCGUGGUUAAUUACGAAGGCGACAAUUUUCUGCACAAGAUGGCAGCCAACUUGUCUGGACAAACCUCGGAUGCAGCUAUCCUGACCAUGAUUAAGCUUCUUGAAAUGGGUACCUCUCCGAUUAAUGCCAACCACAAGGGCCAGACGCCGCUACAUGUGCUGUGUAGCCAGAUCUCUGAUCACCUUUUUGCGGCAUCCAAUGUGGGAGACAAAUACGCGAUCGAUCUCCUUUUAGACGCUGGUCUGCGUGACGUACUGAAUGUUCCUGACCAUCAGGGCAUUCUCCCCAUUCAUUUGGCAGCUUCAGUUUCAGAGAUUCUCGUUGGCAGACUGAUUUUCCACGGAGCUGAUACUACUGCUGCCACCAAAGAUGGGCGAAAUUUGUUGCACAUUGCGUCGAUGGCUCGCCAGAGUAACACUGUUGGAAUGCUGUUGGAUCAUUAUUCUUCCAAGGAUUUGACGUCUUUGAUCAGUGCCCAGUCGAAAGAUGGCCGAACACCCCUACAUUUGGCCUGUCUCUCUGGAAGAGUAGAGACAGUAAGUCUACUCAUCGCACAUGGGGCAGAUAUCCAUGUUGAAGACAAGAAUAAAAGGCUCCCGAUAGAUCUAUGUGCUCUGUCAUCUGCUGAAGACCAGCUUUGGCAGAAGGGUGAUGACCACGGGAACAUGUUUCACAAGGUCUCUGCAGCUGGAAUCCUGGUGGAUGACGACGAGCGACCGAGUAUACCCUCCCAGAACAAGCGAAAGCGCGAAGAUCACAAAAACUUUGGAUGGAAGGGAGAGAUUACCUCUGAGAGCGCUACUCUUGGAAUAACGCGGAUUGUUCGACUGCUGGUACAGCACGGUGCUCUUGUACCAAAAGUUCAAGAUAAGCAUCGUACUAGCCCAUUAUUUCAUGCGGUAUCAGAAGGGAAUGAGGAAAUGGCCGCAGAGCUUGACAGAUUAUCCAAGAUGAUGGGGAUUGAGCUUGAAAAAUAUCGGUCGCUCGAAACAGAGCGUUGCUUGCUGCGCUCGCGGCACCUCCUUGAGCUCUUCAAGGAGAGAUUCAAGUCUAACAUCAGCGACAAAGAUAUCAUGGAAAUGGUACUUCUCGGUCACGAUCAAGAUGUAGCCCAGGCUUUGGAGGAGAAUAUUAACCUCAUCGAAAACAAGUCCUCCCUCCAGCCAGUUCUGAUACUGCUUGCGAGAUGGGGAUAUCCGGAACUCUUCGAGCGACUCGGCCGCCUCAUGCUGGACAUCGAUCCGAAAUGGAUCAACAAGAGCGGCAAGUUAUUUCUAGGGGUCGGGGAUAUGUCUCCAUCCCUCUUAGCUGCUGCUCAGCGUGAUCUACCCAACUUGGAAGUAAUGAAGGUCAUGGUUGAAAAGUUCCAGGCGGAUGUCAAUAUUCGAUUCCAGGAUGGCAUGGGAGUCACACCGAAGGUCUAUUACAGCUCCACGAUGGCUCAAGCGAGGCAAUUCAAGCCGGGUGAUACAGUCCUCCAUUACCUGGCUCAAGGUAUACACUGGUGGCAUGAAAAGGCUAUUGAAUAUCUUCUACAGCAUGGUGCCGACCCCAAUGCCCGUGACGCUCAGGGCAAGACUCCUUUAUGUGUUGCUGUGAAACUAGGUGAACUAGCAGGCCAUCGACAGAUUGAAAUUGUUCGAAUCCUGCUUGAUGGUGGAGCCGACCCCAACCUUGCUGCGACAUGUGGCUUUACUCCACUUGCCAUGUCGACUCACAGCUCUCAGUUGUUCCAAAUGCUGAUUGAUAACGGAGCCUACCCAUCCGAGGAUCACCCCAUGGAGCUAUUUUCAGCGUUGUCCAACUUCAAAGACGACGUAGUUUCUGCUCUCUUGGGCAUGGAUCUUGACGUCAACACAACGACUCUAUCUGAUGCACAGCCGCACUGGCACACUCCUCGAAUCGGAAGACAUGGUCGGAAUAAGGGACACAUUCUGCGUCCUCUUCAAUACAUUUCCAUGUUGCCGUUCAACGAGUCCAACAGUCGAAAUCACGCAGUCCGAAUGAUCCGUCUUUUGCUGGAGUAUGGAGCGGAUCCAUUUCUUCACAACCGUAGCAAUACCCAGAACAACGACAAUACCCUUAUCUUGCAUGAGAUAAUUGCGGAUGGUAGCAUAAUCCAGCCUUGGUUGGAGCUGCCUGACCUCGACCUUGAACGACGUGAUCCCCGUGGGCAGACAUUACUGCUGGCUGCGGCAAGAUCCGACUUUGGUACCAACUCAUAUUCAUGCAAAGUGCCUCUCUUCCCUCACAGAGGUGGGAAUGUUGGAGCAAGUCCGUGGCAGGAGGGUGACUUAACGCGUGCCAUGGCCGUAUAUGACCUGGGAGCAGAACUCACCGCAGUCGAUAACCAAGGCAAUAACGUUUUGCAUAAUCUGGCUGGCAGAAAUUACAAUGAAAUGUCUGCCCAAGAGCAAUUCCGGCGAACGAUGGCCUUGUUCGUGGAAAAGGCUCCGGAGUUGAUGGAUCAGGUCAACUCUCUCGGUCAGACGCCUUUGUCAAUCGCCAAAGAUCGAAACAAUCAGUGGGCACUGGAUGUUCUGGAGAAGAAGGACUCUAUGGAGGAAUGA